Messenger RNA from Penaeus indicus, 974 nucleotides. RefSeq lists its product as uncharacterized. The coding region runs from base 65 to 739 and encodes 224 amino acids. The transcript has 3 exons. NCBI's taxonomy places the organism in Eukaryota, Metazoa, Arthropoda, Malacostraca, Decapoda, Penaeidae. The record is from RefSeq and is a predicted model, not a curated record.
AGGCCGGCCUUGGUCUUCUUGCAUUCCACUUGCCUUUGGUUCAGUUUGAGCUGUAGUUGCCAAAAUGAGACUGGGCGUGCUUCUACUGCUGUCAGUGCUUUGGACGGCACAAGGAUUUCCUGCACAUAAAAGUUGCGUCGGAGGACCAGGCGGUCCCCCUGGUUUCGUCAGUUUAGCUUUCCAACCAGUGGUAUUUGUACCUGUCUACCUGGCUUCACCGGCAACUGGUCGUCCAUGCGGCCAUGGACGGGGAGGUGAUGGAGACAAUCAAGGAAAUGGUGGUGAUGGAGGCAAUAGAGGAAAUGGUGGUGAUGGAGGCAAUGGAGGAAAUGGUGGUGAUGGAGGCAAUGGAGGAAAUGGUGGUGAUGAAGGCAAUGGAGGAAAUGGUGGUGAUAGAGGGAAUCAAGGAGACGGUGGAGAAAAUGGAGGAAGUGGAAGCGGUGCCGGAAGUGGAGGAAGCGGUGCAAGUGGAAGUGGAGGAAGCGGUGCAAGUGGAAGUGGAGGAAGCGGUGCAAAUGGAAGUGGAAGUGGCACCCGAAGUGGUGGAAGCGGAAGUGGUGCUGGAAGUGGAGGAAGCAGUGGAAGUGGAAGUGGCACCACAAAUGGAAGCGGAAGUGGAAGUGACAACGGUAGCGGAAGUGGAAGUGACAGCAGCAGCGGAAGUGGAAGUGACAGCGGCAGCGGAAGUGGAAGCGGUAGCAGCAGCGAUAUUGAAAGCGGAAGUGGAGUCUCGCCCUAGAAAGGCAAGACGACCACCAAGAGGUCCAGACGACAACUCGGGUAAACCUCAAGGGCCGGCUUCGGGAAGUUGACCUCUGGCGAGUCUUCGCUCGAACUAACCAUUUGAAAUUUCAGAUUGGACGUCUAUGAUUGCCAUUGUCUUUAAGUAGAGGUCAAACCUGGGAAUGUUUAAAUCCUGAUUCCAUUUUUUCGGUAUUUGCUUGAAUGUGAUUAGAUAAUGAAGAGCUAUCCGA